GUGGUCAGGAAGUGACAUGGCCGCAUCCUUAUACGGAGCUCCCUCGUCUUUCUCCGGUUACUUGUAGGUUAAAUUAGUUUGUCUUUUUUCCUCGGGAAGUUUCUACUGUAUUUACCGGGACAGCGCCCUGCGGAGCUCAGCAUGGGCACCGUCCACGCCAGGAGCCUGGACCCUCUGCCCAUGCACGGGCCAGAGUUGGGAGUUCAGGCAGAUGACAUCGAUGCUCCAGAAAUUGAGCAGGAGCCAAAGCAAGAAGUUCUUGAAAACAAGGAUGUUGUGGUUCAACGAGUGCACAUAGAUGGGCUUGGAAGAACCAAGGAGGACCUGUUGACUUAUGAAAUUGCAGAAGUGUUCCGGGCAAAGAACUUGAUUGAUGUGAUGCGAAGGUCCCAUGAAGCCCGACAGAAACUUCUGCGUCUUGGUAUCUUCCGAAAAGUCGAAGUUGUUAUUGACACCUCACGAGGUGAGGAUGCGCUUCCUAAUGGCCUUGAUGUGACCUUUGAGGUCACUGAGCUGAGACGUAUGACAGGCAGCUACAACACCAUGGUUGGAAACAAUGAAGGAAGCAUGGUAUUGGGCUUGAAGUUACCCAAUGUAUUCGGUCGGGCAGAAAAACUGACAUUCCAGUUUUCCUAUGGUACUAAAGAGACAUCCUACGGCCUGUCCUUCUUCAAACCCCAACCAGGACACUUUGAGCGCAAUAUCUCAGUCAAUGUGUACAAAGUAACAGGUCAGUUUCCAUGGAGUUCACUGAGGGAGACAGAUAGAGGCGUCUCUGCAGAACUGAGUUUCCCUGUGUGGAAGACCAGCCAAACCCUGAAGUGGGAAGGAGUGUGGAGAGAGCUGGGGUGUCUGGCUCGCACUGCCUCUUUUGCCGUCCGAGAGGAGAGCGGCCAUUCCCUCAAGUCCUCACUUUCACAUGCUAUGGUCAUCGACACCAGAAACUCCUCCAUCCUUCCCAGAAGAGGAGGCCUGCUGAAGAUUCAUCAGGAACUUGCUGGUUACACUGGUGGAGAUGCCAGCUUCCUAAAGGAGGACUUCGAGAUCCAGCUCAACAAGUCGCUCUUCUGGGACUCAGUCCUUUCUGCUUCACUGUGGGGUGGUUUGCUUCUACCUAUUGGUGAGAAGCCAACAAGUAUAGCAGACAGGUUCUAUCUCGGUGGCCCCACCAGUAUCAGGGGAUUCAGUAUGUACAGUAUGGGCCCACAGAGUGAAGGCAUGGCAGGUGACUAUCUGGGAGGAGAGGCUUACUGGGCUGGAGGCCUCCACCUCUACACCCCUCUACCCUUCAGACCAGGCAGGGGAGGCUUUGGGGACCUCUUCAGAACACACUUCUUCCUCAACGCCGGAAACCUUUGUAACCUCAACUAUGGUGAGGGGCCAAAUGCACACUUGAAGAAACUGGCAGAAUGCAUCCGUUGGUCAUAUGGACUGGGUAUUGUACUGCGUUUGGGAAACAUUGCCAGGCUGGAGCUCAAUUACUGCAUUCCCAUGGGAGUCCAGAGUGGAGACAGGAUAUGUGAUGGAGUCCAGUUUGGAGCAGGAAUCAGAUUCUUGUAAAACCGCAUUUCUUUAAUGCCAGAUGCAUUUUAUUGUAAGGAUAACUGGCUUGUACAGAAUCAUUGUUGCAACAAAUUAGUUCAAUAAAAAUGUUUACACCAAC
This is a messenger RNA of Amphiprion ocellaris (clown anemonefish), 1663 nucleotides long. It is a transcript of the gene samm50, whose product is annotated as SAMM50 sorting and assembly machinery component. Gene Ontology annotation, cellular component: outer membrane; SAM complex. The record is from RefSeq and is a predicted model, not a curated record. The transcript has 15 exons. The coding region runs from base 142 to 1560 and encodes 472 amino acids. Gene Ontology annotation, biological process: protein insertion into mitochondrial outer membrane; mitochondrial respiratory chain complex assembly. NCBI's taxonomy places the organism in Eukaryota, Metazoa, Chordata, Actinopteri, Pomacentridae.